This is a messenger RNA of Thermothelomyces thermophilus ATCC 42464, 1460 nucleotides long. RefSeq lists its product as uncharacterized. The coding region runs from base 357 to 1115 and encodes 252 amino acids. The transcript has 5 exons. Lineage: Eukaryota; Fungi; Ascomycota; Sordariomycetes; Sordariales; Chaetomiaceae. Gene Ontology annotation, biological process: peptidyl-proline hydroxylation to 4-hydroxy-L-proline. Gene Ontology annotation, molecular function: iron ion binding; L-ascorbic acid binding; procollagen-proline 4-dioxygenase activity. The record is from RefSeq and is a predicted model, not a curated record. Gene Ontology annotation, cellular component: endoplasmic reticulum.
UUCACUUCUUGGGUUAGAAUUUAGGUUUUAGGUCCCGCCGCUCUCACAUGUAGUGUAUGAGCUAUGCGGGUUCGUUAUGGCCUUUUUGAAAAGGGAAGAAGGAUGAGCUAGAUUCGUCCCUGUCGAUGGUGCAUCAUAUCUAAUAUUAAUCUGGCAUGAUCACUUCAAAAGGUCUCUACGCAAUACACACCAAAAAUCUCGGUCAAGAUCAUACAAAUCAACAAUCAAGAGCCACUCUUUUGCCAAGGCCAUCAACGGACAGGCAUUGAUUGGAAGCCGAUUCUUCGUAGAGUCGACGCACAAGAUCUCCGUCUUUUACUCCCUCUCCAAUCGCCACAGAGUCUACAAUCCGAGCCAUGGCCAAAGACAAGCGCUCCAAGGCACACGCGCAGCCUCCUUCCUCCACCGCGACCACGACCACCACGACCAGCACGAGAACUGCAAAACCCAACUGGCCCCCCUUUAAACCUCCGCUCCCCGUCGUCGACCUCACCCUCGAGUCGCUCGUCGAGGGCAAAGUCGUUGUCCUGCGGUCCUUCUUCCCGCGCUCUCUCUGCAGGGAUUACGUCUCCUUCCUCCGAGAGCUGCCGCUCGUCACGACCCCGGGGAAGCCCAAGCGGGGCGAGGCCGUGAGGGUCAACGACCGCUUCCAGGUCGACGAUGCCCAGUUUGCCGACCGGUUAUGGACCGAGACAGGGCUGAAAGAUGCCCUCGCCAGCCCGGAUAUCUCCCACUUGUGGGGAGGGGAAGUCGUUGGCCUCAACCCAAACAUUAGGAUCUACCGGUACAGCGCCGGCCAGUUCUUUGACGCGCACUACGACGACUCCAACAACGUCACCCUCCCGUCCAAGGAGCCAGGCCAGCAGGCCGUCCCGGCCAAGACCACCUGGACUCUGCUCCUCUACCUGACCUCCUCCGCCGAAGGCUGCAUCGGCGGCGAAACCGUCUUCUACCCGCACGACCGGCGCUCGGCCAAGGACGAGAUUGCCGUCAGCCUCGAGACCGGCAUGCUGCUGCUGCACAAGCACGGCAAUGACUGCAUGUUGCACGAAGGCAGGGAGGUGACGGCCGGGGAGAAAUGGGUCAUCAGGACGGAUUUGUGCGUCAAGAGGUGAGGCGACUGCAAAUCAAAUCUCCCCGCAGCCACAUGGGCCGCGUGCGGAGAACGUGACAUGAAAAAGAUGCUCUAGCGAGGGUCAAUAGGGCCCGGGGACGCGGGCAUUCCCUGCGAUGUCUUGUUAAACACGGAACAAGGGUAGCCCAUCGAUUCUGGAGCUGGCUCAAGAGUCGGGAGAGAGAGAGAGUCAUGCUGCACCGCUUGCUACGAGCUCGAGUCAUCGCAAAUAAGGAUUUGGCUCGUCAGAGCCAUCAUACCCCGAGAUAGUACGCAAUCUACAGCAAUCGCCCAAGCCCGCUCCGAGACGCCACUACACCCUAACCACUUGUAUCCCCCCCCCCCC